UGUGAUAUUUUUGAGCUACAGUGACAUGCCAGACAUCCUGAAACCUACCUUCUUCAAAACAAUCAUCAACACCAAGAAAACUCUCAUGUCCACUGUGGUAUCAGUCUUACAAUCUGAAAUCAAUACACAACUUGACAAACUGGUCCAUGUCACCUUCAAGCACACCACAGCAUUAGAACCUGAAUUCAGUCUCUCGUGUGUGUACUGGAAGGACACAGAAUGGGUUGAAGAUGGCUGUGACAUCAUACAGACUAACAGCAGUCACACUGUGUGCUCAUGUAAUCAACUGGGCACGUUUGCUCUCAUCAUGGAGACUGACCCAUGCAGAGACAAUUUGACAAUCUCAUGCAUAAUGAAAUUUCUGAAUAUAAGCCAGGCUAUCCCUUCUGCAGUAUUACCACAAGAGAAAGUGGAACAUUAUUUGAACUUAACAAAUAACCUCAUGACUCACCUGGAAAACAAUGGUACUUACACAAAUAAUUCCAUGUAUGGAAAUGUACUGGAUGCAAAUCAUAAACUGGUAUCUUCACUGGUGACAGCAUCACGCACCAACAACAGCAUAAGUAUCUUUCUUCAGAAUUUAGGAUCAGCUGCUGUGGCCUUCAUGAGCUACAGUGACAUAGCAGACAUCCUGAAAUCUAGUUCAACCACAAAGUUCAUGUCUACUGUGGUUUCAGUAACAUUUCCUAAAACCACCCACACGUGGUUCACCCAACCAGCCAAUAUCACUUUUAAAUACAUUUCUGAGUUUGACCCUGAUGGUACACUCUUCUGUGUGUAUUGGGUGAGAAAUGAUUGGGUUGAAGAUGGCUGUGUUAUUACACAGACUAACAGCACUCAUACUGUGUGUUCCUGUGAUCAUCCUUCAGUACUUGCUCUUAUUAUGGAGACUACUCCAUGUAAGACAUUAUUUGGAGCCACUGUGUCCAUGCACUGUCACCCUGUGCUGAACAUGUCCAUAGCUCAGGGAGUGGGAAUCGUCUUCCUGAUUUUGUGUCUUCUGACAUUUGAGUUUUGUUGGCAGAACCCAAAUGAAACCAACAAAGCUCUGAUAAACCUGUGCUUAACUCUCCUGCUAUUUCACCUUAUUGACCUGCUCAAAACUCCUCUCCAUCUCUAUCUUCAGCCCCCGCAAGCCUGUGCAGUCAUGAAUGGUAUCCGAUGGUUCUUCUUCAUCUCUACAUUUGUGUGGAUGUUCAUUGAAACCGUGCUGCUCUUCCAGGUUGUAAAUAAAUUAUCACAGAUCAGAUUGAACCGUCAAGAGUGGUUAAGCUGGAAAUGGUUAAAUCUGACUGGUUACACCACUCCCCUGGUUGUGGUGAUUGUGUGUGCUGUAACUCAUAAAACACAGCCUCUUGAUCAAGAAUGCUGGGGAGCUAAUGACAAAGUCAUCUUUGACAUUCCUAUACUUUUCACUGUCACAUCAAACAUGAUUCUCUACAUCAUCAUCAUCAUCAUCAUGAUCAUCACACUGAAACAGCUGAAAAAUGAGAACUUGCAGAGGAGUAACACUGAUAGGACCGAUAUGAUGAUCCGUGUGAUGUUUAAAAGCCUGGCCCAGUUUAUUAUCCUCGGCUGUUACUGGAUAUUCCUGUAUAUCCCCAAUGAGGACGGGGUUUUUUAUAAUGUGUACCUGUUCCUCAACUCUCAGCAGGGAACCUUUAUCUUCAUUGUACACUGUCUCCUCAAUCAAGAGAUGAGGCAGAAGUACAAGAAGUUGCUGUGUGAUAUUUGCUGCUUUAAAAAACCUGGCACUGUUACAGCGUUUGAGGAGACUCAAGAGACGCAGCACUGAUUUCACAUUAUCGUAAUUUUAGAAUACACAAAUCAAUACAAUAAAAAAGCAAAACUGAGAGAUGUAUAAAAACAAAUGCAUCAAUGUGGUGACAGGGUAUUGUGACAAAGUGGAGUUACCGUUCACCACCUUCUGACCAAUGAGAAUGCAGAAUUAUACAGCACUGUAGUAUAACAAAUAUAUAACGUCUAGAAUAACUUCUACUUUCUUUUACAUUUACAGCAUUUAGCAGACACCCUUAUCCAGAGCGACUUACAUUUUAUCUCACUUUUUUUUUUAC
Tachysurus fulvidraco (yellow catfish) is the source of this 2075-nucleotide messenger RNA. RefSeq names its product adhesion G protein-coupled receptor E3-like. Gene Ontology annotation, molecular function: G protein-coupled receptor activity. Gene Ontology annotation, biological process: cell surface receptor signaling pathway; adenylate cyclase-activating G protein-coupled receptor signaling pathway. The transcript is spliced from 11 exons. Bases 26 to 1795 code for a protein of 589 amino acids. NCBI's taxonomy places the organism in Eukaryota, Metazoa, Chordata, Actinopteri, Siluriformes, Bagridae. The record is from RefSeq and is a predicted model, not a curated record. Gene Ontology annotation, cellular component: membrane.